Messenger RNA from Drechmeria coniospora, 1149 nucleotides. Its product is annotated as pyruvate dehydrogenase E1 component beta subunit. Gene Ontology annotation, molecular function: pyruvate dehydrogenase (acetyl-transferring) activity. Gene Ontology annotation, biological process: pyruvate decarboxylation to acetyl-CoA. The record is from RefSeq and is a predicted model, not a curated record. The transcript has 2 exons. Lineage: Eukaryota; Fungi; Ascomycota; Sordariomycetes; Hypocreales; Ophiocordycipitaceae. Bases 1 to 1149 code for a protein of 382 amino acids.
AUGUCGCGACUCCUCCGACCAGCAGCUCGCCUGACGCGCACCGCCGCCGUCAAGGCUCCCGCCGCCGCUUCCUUCGCCGCCCGUAUCCCCCGAGCCGGCGCCUCGCCCGUCUUCUUCGGCGCCCAGCAGAGCAGGAGGUACGCCGAGGGGGCCGGCGUCAAGGAGUACACGGUCCGUGAGGCCCUCAACGAGGCGCUCGCCGAGGAGCUCGAGUCCAACCCCAAGGUCUUCAUCCUCGGCGAGGAGGUCGCCCAGUACAACGGCGCCUACAAGGUCACCAAGGGCCUCCUCGAUCGCUUCGGCGACAAGCGCGUCAUCGACACGCCCAUCACCGAGAGCGGCUUCUGCGGCCUCGCCAUCGGUGCCGCCCUGAGCGGUCUGCACCCGGUCUGCGAGUUCAUGACCUUCAACUUUGCCAUGCAGGCCAUCGACCAGAUCGUCAACUCGGCCGGCAAGACGCUCUACAUGUCGGGUGGCAUCCAGCCCUGCAACAUCACCUUCCGCGGGCCCAACGGCUUCGCCUCGGGCGUCGCCGCCCAGCACUCGCAGGACUACUCCGCCUGGUACGGGAGCGUCCCCGGCCUCAAGGUCGUCUCGCCCUGGAGCGCCGAGGACGCCAAGGGCCUGCUCAAGGCCGCCAUCCGCGACCCGAACCCCGUCGUCGUGCUCGAGAACGAGCUCAUGUACGGCCAGUCCUUCCCCAUGUCCGAGGCCGCCCAGAAGGACAACUUUGUGCUGCCCUUUGGCAAGGCCAAGAUCGAGCGCGCCGGCAAGGACCUCACCAUAGUCAGCCUGUCGCGCUGCGUCGGCCAGUCCCUCGUCGCCGCCGAGAACCUGAAGAAGAAGUACGGCGUCGAGGCCGAGGUCAUCAACCUCCGCUCCAUCAAGCCCCUCGACGUCGAGUCCAUCAUCAAGUCGGUCAAGAAGACACGCCACCUGCUCUCGGUCGAGUCCGGCUACCCGGCCUUUGGCGUCGGCUCCGAGAUUCUCGCCCUCACCAUGGAGUACGCGUUCGACUACCUCGACGCCCCCGCCCAGCGCGUCACCGGCGCCGAGGUGCCGACCCCCUACGCCCAGAAGCUCGAGGAGAUGAGCUUCCCCACCGAGCAGCUCAUCGAGGACUACGCCGCCAAGCUGUUGAAGGUCUGA